Pundamilia nyererei is the source of this 2371-nucleotide messenger RNA. RefSeq names its product ectonucleoside triphosphate diphosphohydrolase 2b (gene entpd2b). Gene Ontology annotation, biological process: nucleoside diphosphate catabolic process. Gene Ontology annotation, cellular component: plasma membrane. NCBI's taxonomy places the organism in Eukaryota, Metazoa, Chordata, Actinopteri, Cichliformes, Cichlidae. The transcript is spliced from 9 exons. The record is from RefSeq and is a predicted model, not a curated record. Bases 292 to 1806 code for a protein of 504 amino acids. Gene Ontology annotation, molecular function: UDP phosphatase activity; GDP phosphatase activity; ribonucleoside triphosphate phosphatase activity.
UUGGUGUGACGUAUACCGGGUUGCGUGUUCUCAAUUAAUCAUCAGUAAAUCAUUCGAAUGGUUUACACAUGGGCACACCGCCUGAUCUGGAAACAAAUCCAGCAUGCACUGUUCGGAUAGGGUAGCUAAAGACUCCUUUUCUCCUGGAUGUCUCACUUCUGCGGUGUUUUUUAACUACUCCUCCGGUUAUCUGGCAGCCAGCCAUUUCUCCCAGUUGGACGCUAUUACAGUAGGUAGGCGCUUGAGAAUCCUGCAGGCGCAGAGAGGAGUUGCGUUUCACGCUUUGGCUUCAUGGCUCAGCGGUCUGCUCACCUUGUCCCCAUCGCGCUGCUGGUGUUUGGACUUGCCGGAAUCCUGCUCCUUACUAUUUCCACCGAGAAUGUUCAGGAGGAACCUGAGCUCAGGUAUGGGAUUGUCCUGGAUGCUGGAUCCUCACACACAUCUUUAUACAUAUACAAGUGGCCAGCAAAUAAGCAAAAUGGCACAGCCGUGGUCACCCAGCAUAGCAAAUGUCAUGCUGAGGGUGAAGGAAUUGCAAGUUAUGCAGGUCAACCGGGAGCAGCAGGGCAAAGCUUAGAAGCAUGUCUGGAUCACGCAGUGAAGAGCAUCGCAAAAGACAAGCACCAGCUCACACCUGUGUACCUGGGAGCCACAGCCGGCAUGAGGCUUCUGCAUUUAUCUAGUCCAGAGCUGUCCACUCAGAUUCUGAAGGAAGUGGGACAAAAAAUCCAGUCCUACCCUUUCGACUACCGGGGAGCAGCCAUACUGAGUGGCAAAGAAGAGGGGGCAUAUGGAUGGGUCACAGUUAACUAUCUCUCAGAGAACUUUAUUAAGUAUGGCUUUGAGGGGCACUGGUUCAGCCCCAGCAGACCGACAGUGGGAGCUCUCGAUCUGGGCGGCGCGUCCACGCAAAUAACAUUUGCUACUCAGGAAAAAAUUGAGAACAAAGACGAUCUGAUGAAGCUGCGCCUUUAUGGUCAUGAGUAUACUCUGUACACACACAGCUUCCUGUGCUAUGGGAAGGACCAGUUCCUCAUGACACUGCUGGCUCAUAUAAUGAAGUCUCAGGGUUACCCUCAGUCUGUCACUCACCCCUGCUAUCCUGCAGACCACAGCAGGACGGUGAAGCUCAGCAGUAUACUCGACUCUCCAUGUACAGUAAAGUACAAACCCAGCUCCUACGACCCUCAUGCUUCUGUGACAGUACAUGGCAGCGGACACUAUGAAUACUGUCUGGGUAACGUGUCUGAAGUCUUCUCCUUCAACAGCUGUCCCUUCUCCCAGUGCUCAUUUGACAAAGUCUUCCAACCAAAUGUCACCGGAGGUUUCAUGGCUUUCUCUGCUUUCUUCUAUGUUCACUCAUUCCUUCAACAAGUCACUGGCAUAACUGCUAGCUCUCCUUCGGAACUACAGGAUGUGACCAAAAAAGUGUGCAGCAUGAGUUUCACCCAAAUGAUGCUUCUCGCUCCAGAGCAAAAGUCCCGUUUGCAUUACUACUGUGCUGCCUCUGUGUUUCUCAAUACUCUCAUGUUGAGAGGAUAUGGCUUCAAUGACACAACAUUCCCACACAUUUCUUUCCAGAAGAAGGUUGCUGACACCAUGGUGGGUUGGGCUCUGGGCUACAUGCUGAGUUUAAGCAAUUUGUUGCCAGCAGAGCAACUGGAGCUGAGAAAGGCCCUGACCCCAGGAGUGUGGGGAUCCCUCAUCUUUCUUUUUGUCAUGCUCCUUGCCGCAGUGCUUUCCUUCUGCUUAUUUAGAGUUUAUAAUGGACAGAAUAAGGAAAGAGGCAGUGAAAGCACAAUUUAGCUAAGAAAUGAUGUCAGGGUUUUGUUUUUUUGGGGGGUUUUGUUUUGCUCUGAACACUGACCCGACAAGGAAGAUUUGGGGCAAGAUUUAAGUUUUAAUUUAAGCAUAUUCUCUGUUAUAUAAUACCAUAGUUUGCUUUUGAAAAUUUUUUUACACCAAUUGACUUAUUUUUAACUAGUGCUAAAUGUAAACUGUGGUUUGUUCAUUGACUGCAAAAGUUUUAACAUGACAUACAAAAUGUUUUGACUUUAACAUGUUUAUACAGUUUGCUGCUUUAACCUAUAAUUCAGUGGUAUGUAUAAAAUGAGUGAAACCACUGCAUUAACUUGCUGUGAAUGUAAACUACUUUAAAGCUGACAGUGAGUACUCUGACUGUAGUUUGAAAAACAAUGCCAACGUGAAAGUGCCUUAAAAGUGCAUCUUUUUUAAUGGCCAGCAGGUGGCAACUCGCUCAAAAACACUGGAAGUCUACUGGAAAAUGGCCCCCGGCUUCCUUUACUCUGACCUCAGCGAACCCAGUUUUUGAUGCAAGUUUCAAGUCAUGCUGAAUAAAAUAUUAAAUGCA